Messenger RNA from Acaromyces ingoldii, 1269 nucleotides. Its product is annotated as MFS general substrate transporter. The coding region runs from base 1 to 1269 and encodes 422 amino acids. Gene Ontology annotation, cellular component: fungal-type vacuole membrane. The record is from RefSeq and is a predicted model, not a curated record. Lineage: Eukaryota; Fungi; Basidiomycota; Exobasidiomycetes; Exobasidiales; Cryptobasidiaceae. Gene Ontology annotation, molecular function: transmembrane transporter activity. The transcript is spliced from 3 exons. Gene Ontology annotation, biological process: transmembrane transport.
AUGAGUGGCCAGGCACUCCUGCCACCCGUCGAUCGAGGUGUCGAUGCGUGGAAAUUUGUCAUCUCCAGCCUGUGCCUCGAGCUCAUGGUCUGGGGCAUGACGUCUGCCUUUGGCAUCUUUCAAAACUACUACGAAUCGCACCCGCCCUUCAAUCGCUACUCGUCGGUCCAGAUCUCAGCCAUUGGCACGCUCUGCUCAGGCUUUCUCAUCGCAGAAGGCCUCUUCGUCAUUGGCUUCUACCGCUCUUAUCCCGACUGGAUCAAGCCGCUCAUGUGGGUCUCGUUUGGCAUGGCCACCCUCGCUCUCGUCCUGGCCAGCUUUGCCGAGAGUCUGGGCGUGCUCAUCGUGACCCAGGGCUGCCUGUUUGGCAUCUUUGGUGGCCUCCUCUACUAUCCCACCAUCGUUUGGCUUCCCGAGUGGUUCGUCGAGCGCAGAGGCCUGGCCGCGGGCAUCAUCUUUGGCGGCAACGGUGCAGGUGGGGCCAUCUUUCCGCUUCUGCUCACCAAGCUGCUCGAGAGCGUCGGUUUUCGGUGGACGCUGCGCAUCUUUGCAGCCCUCUUCUUCUGCGUCGCUGCACCCGCCAUUUACUUUUGCCGACCGCGCAUCCGACCCGUCGUGGCGAGGCCGAGGAGCGUGACGUGGAUACCGCCGCUGGGCUUCACGAAGCGGCCUCUUUUCUGGCUCGAUUUCCUUGUCAGCCUGCUGCAGCUUCUCGGCUUUUAUGCCGUCAACGUCUAUCUGCCGACGUACGCGCGCUCCAUCGGCCUCACCUCCUCGCAGGGUACCUACGCGCUCAUGGCCUUCAACUCGUCGUCGACGGUUGGCAAGAUCCUGACGGGCUGGGCCGUCGACCGGGUGCCCUACCUGAUGCUCCUGUGCGUCUUUGGUGCUGCGGGCUCGCUGGCCGCUUUUGUCAUGUGGGGCUUUGCCGGCUCGCACCUGGCGCCCUUUGUCCUCUUUGUCCUCGUCUUUGGCGCCGUGGCUGGAUCUGUGACGCCGACGUGGCCGGCGGCCUGCGUGCAGAUCUCGGGCCGCCAGCGGCGGUACGACGUCAGCGUCAUUUUCAUGUCGCUGGGCGAGAGCAUGGCUCUGGCGUCUGUUGCUGGGCCCCUCAUCGCAGGUAGCCUCGUCGACAAGCUCGGCCUCAAGGAGCAGGCGCCCUGGGGAAAGUUUGGCUAUGCAGCUCCGACGAUCUUUGUCGGCGUCAGCAUGGCCCUCAGCUCCAUCCUUGCCGUUGGCACAGGUCUGGCGAGACCAAAGAUGGAGUAG